AUUCAACUUUUCUGUUUGGGAGGAAUCACUCAGCUUCCCAUGCUUCUCCCACAUGCUUUCCAAUCAUGUCACUAGAAAACAUCAGCAUGAGUUUAACCAACCAGCCAAAGAACCGCCGUCGCCAAGCCAUCAAGUGGUAUCCCCACCUUCGUUACAUAAACAAAUAAAAUUUCCUCUUGUUUACUUACACAAAUAUAGCUAUAUAUACAUUCUUGUGCUCUCCGAAUCUUUAAUUUAAUCUCUCCCCAUUUUAUUACAUCUUCUUUGUCGACACCUCAAACUCAAUAUCAUCUCUUAGACAUGCAUUAACCUGCUCUUUCAACCCUCUCAUCCUGCGCUCACACCAUGGAAUUCAUUUAUCAGAUACAAAGCUCAAGGGCCACUUUGGAGGUUUCAAGCUAGAAAGGGAACAAGGAACCAUGGACGUGUUCACUUCAUUCAUUGCAACAAACUCGAAGUUUCUUCAGUUCCCAGAGACAUGGAUGCACCUAAAAUCACCUUGUUUCUGGGAGGAGGUCAGCGUAAUUAUGCAACUUGGCUUCAUUGUAAUCGCAUUGCUUCAUUUUGUUCAAAAAAGUGUGGCUCUGAUGCUCAAACACAGCAGGAAGGUUGCAAAUCAAGCGGCAAAAAAUUACCCCAUUGGUGCAAAAGUCAGCUUUUGUUAUAUAGCCAGUAUAGUGUGCUCCACUUUAAUGCUGAGCAUUCAUUUCAUAAAGCUACUGAUGCUGCUAAAUAGUAUGAAUGACACCCAUUGCAACUCCAUACUUCAAGCUUACUCAUCAGAGAUCAUGCAACUGAUGUCAUGGGCAGUAACAUUAAUUGCAGUAUGCAAGAUUCCAAACAAAGGGCACAUUAGAUUUCCUUGGAUUCUAAGAGCAUGGUGGGUUUGCAGCUUCUUGUUGUCCAUUAUCUGCACAGUUCUUGAUACCUACUCAAGAACUGCAGAACAUGGCCAUCUUAAAAUGCGAGAUUAUGCAGACUUUAUCGGUCUCCUUGCAUCCUUUCUCUUACUGGUUAUAUCAAUCCGCGGGAAGACGGGUCUAGUCUUUAUUGACUCCAACAACAUUGCUGAGCCACUUCUCACAGGAAAAACUGAUAAACAUUCGAAACAGGAAAGGGAAUCCCCAUAUGGAAGAGCAACUCUUCUUCAACUCAUUACCUUUUCUUGGCUCAAUCCAUUGUUCUCUGUAGGGGUCAAGAAACCCCUAGAACAGGAUGAGAUCCCAGACGUUGAUGUUAAGGACUCUGCUGAAUUUGUCUCCUUUGCCUUUGACCAGAAUCUAAAACAAAUUAGGGAGAAAGAUGGUGCGGCAAACCCUUCUAUAUACAAAGCAAUAUUUCUGUUCAUCAGGAAAAAGGCAGCAAUUAAUGCAUUGUUUGCAGUAAUAAGUGCAGGAGCAUCAUAUGUUGGUCCAUAUCUGAUUGAUGACUUUGUUAGCUUCCUAGCUGAGAAAAAAACCAGGAACUUAGAAAGUGGAUACCUUCUUGCACUAGCCUUUCUAGGUGCCAAGAUGGUUGAGACAAUAGCACAAAGGCAAUGGAUCUUUGGAGCCCGCCAGUUAGGUCUUCGGCUCAGAGCUGCUCUAAUAUCUCAUAUAUACAAGAAGGGCCUAGUUUUGUCCAGUCAGUCUCGGCAAAGCCACACGAGUGGAGAGAUCAUCAACUAUAUGAGUGUAGAUAUCCAAAGAAUCACAGACUUCAUCUGGUACUUAAAUAUUAUAUGGAUGUUGCCUAUACAAAUUUCAUUAGCAAUCUGCAUUUUGCACACGAGUCUAGGUUUGGGGUCGUUAGCUGCAUUAGCUGCAACUUUAAUAGUCAUGUCUUGCAACAUACCUAUCACAAGAAUCCAGAAAAGGUACCAAUCUAAGAUCAUGGAUGCGAAGGAUAACAGGAUGAAGGCUACUGCAGAAGUUCUGCGAAACAUGAAGACUAUAAAACUUCAAGCAUGGGACAGUCAGUUCCUCCAGAAGCUAAAGAGUUUGAGGAAGAUAGAGUAUGAAUGGUUAUGGAAAUCACUAAGAUUGGCAGCAAUUUCAGCUUUCAUUUUCUGGGGAUCACCAACGUUUAUCUCUGUAGUAACUUUUGGGGCGUGUAUGCUGAUGGGGAUUCAACUCACAGCUGGCAGAGUAUUGUCUGCACUGGCUACUUUCCGAAUGUUACAAGACCCUAUAUUCAAUUUACCUGAUCUACUCUCAGUUAUAGCACAGGGGAAAGUUUCCGCAGAUAGAGUUGCUUCCUACCUCCAGGAAGAAGAAAUACAGCAGGAUGCCAUUAAGUACGUUCCCAAAGAUCAAACAGAGUUUGAAGUGGAAAUUGAUAAUGGAAAAUUCAGCUGGGACCCUGAGUCAGGCAACCCAACCCUUGAUGGGGUGCAACUAAAAGUGAAGAGAGGGAUGAAGGUGGCAAUAUGUGGGACUGUAGGGUCAGGCAAGUCUAGCUUGCUUUCAUGCAUUCUAGGAGAAAUACAGAAAUUGUCAGGAACCAUAAAGAUUAGUGGUACAAAGGCUUAUGUUCCUCAGUCGCCAUGGAUAUUGACAGGGAAUAUCAGGGAGAACAUUUUAUUUGGGAAUCCUUAUGACUAUAACAAAUAUGACAGAACAGUUAAAGCAUGUGCUUUGACAAAGGACUUGGAGCUAUUUUCUUGUGGUGAUUUAACAGAGAUUGGAGAAAGAGGGAUUAAUAUGAGUGGAGGACAGAAGCAAAGGAUACAAAUUGCCCGUGCAGUCUACCAGGAUGCUGAUAUAUAUUUACUUGAUGACCCAUUCAGUGCCGUGGAUGCUCAUACAGGCACACAGCUCUUCGAGGAUUGCUUGAUGGGAAUUCUCAAGGACAAGACUACACUUUAUGUUACCCACCAAGUUGAGUUUCUGCCAGCAGCGGACAUCAUUCUGGUGAUGCAAAAUGGAAGAAUUGCACAAGCAGGCACAUUUGAAGAGCUUCUAAAGCAAAAUAUAGGAUUUGAAGUUUUAGUUGGUGCCCAUAGCAAAGCACUACAAUCUGUUCUGACAGUUGAAAAUUCCAGUAGAAUAUCCCAAGAUCCGCCAACUGAUGGUGAAUCCAACACAGAUUCGACUUCAAACGCCCAACUGCUACAAACGCAGCAAGGCUCAGAGCAUAACCUUCCUCUAGAGAUAACAGAAAAUGGAGGAAAACUCGUGCAGGAUGAAGAGAGGGAGAAAGGAAGCAUUGGAAAAGAAGUUUACUGGUCCUAUUUAACCACUGUGAAAGGUGGACUUCUGAUUCCAAUAAUACUGGUGGCACAGUCAUCAUUCCAAGUAUUACAGAUAGCAAGUAACUACUGGAUGGCAUGGGCUUCUCCUCCUACGAGUGAAACAGAGCCUACGUUUGGGAUGAACUUUAUAUUACUUGUUUAUUCACUACUUGCCGUUGGAAGUUCACUCUGUGUCUUGGUGCGAGCCAUGGUAGUGGCAGUAGCAGGACUCUGGACAGCACAGAAGCUUUUCAUUAACAUGCUGCACAGUAUUCUCCGUGCUCCAAUGGCAUUUUUUGAUUCAACGCCAGCUGGAAGAAUCUUAAAUCGGGCAUCUACUGAUCAGAGUGUACUAGACUUGGAAAUGGCAACCAAAUUAGGCUGGUGUGCUUUUUCAAUAAUACAGAUUCUUGGGACCAUAGCAGUGAUGUCGCAGGUCGCAUGGGAAGUGUUUGUCAUCUUCAUUCCAGUAACUGCAAUCUGCAUAUGGUACCAACAAUAUUACAUACCAACAGCAAGAGAACUGGCCCGCUUAGCAGGAAUACAAAGAGCUCCUAUCCUCCACCACUUUGCAGAAUCACUAGCUGGUGCAGCAACAAUCCGUGCAUUUGAUCAAGAAAACCGUUUUAUUGAUGCAAAUCUUGGCCUUAUUGACAACCAUUCGAGGCCAUGGUUUCAUAAUGUCUCAGCAAUGGAAUGGCUUUCUUUCAGACUAAAUCUACUGUCCAAUUUUGUAUUUGCCUUCUCAUUGGUUGUGCUGGUCACGCUCCCCGAAGGAAUCAUCAAUCCAAGCAUCGCAGGACUGGCAGUUACAUAUGGAAUAAACUUGAAUGUUUUGCAGGCGUCAGUAAUAUGGAACAUAUGCAAUGCAGAAAACAAGAUGAUCUCAGUAGAAAGAAUUCUUCAGUACUCAAACUUAGCUAGCGAAUCAGCCCUCGAGAUUGAAGAGUGCAGACCACCUAACAACUGGCCAGAAGUUGGAACAAUUUGCUUCAGAAAUUUGCAGAUCCGUUAUGCUGAGCAUCUUCCAUCUGUCCUAAAAAAUAUUAGCUGCACAUUUCCUGGAAGAAAGAAGAUUGGUGUUGUGGGAAGGACAGGAAGUGGGAAAUCAACACUAAUACAGGCUAUUUUCAGGAUUGUUGAGCCCAGAGAAGGGAGCAUCAUAAUAGACAAUGUGGAUAUCAGUAAGAUAGGCCUUCAUGACUUGAGAUCAAGACUUAGCAUCAUUCCACAGGACCCAACAAUGUUUGAGGGAACCGUUCGAGGGAACCUUGACCCUCUAGUGCAAUAUUCAGACAAUGAAGUAUGGGAGGCUCUCGAUAAAUGCCAACUUGGUGAACUAGUGCGUGCAAAGCAAGAAAAGUUGGAUGCCACAGUGGUUGAAAAUGGGGAAAACUGGAGCGUGGGCCAAAGGCAGUUAUUCUGUCUUGGAAGGGCAUUGCUAAAGAAAAGCAGCGUUCUUGUACUGGAUGAAGCUACAGCAUCAGUUGAUUCCGCAACUGAUGGAGUGAUACAGAAGAUUAUUAGUCAAGAGUUCAAAGAUCGGACUGUCGUGACAAUAGCUCACAGAAUCCACACGGUAAUAGAAAGCGAUCUUGUUUUGGUUCUAAGUGAUGGAAGAGUUGCAGAGUUUGACACGCCUGCAAAGCUAUUAGAAAGAGAGGAUUCAUUCUUCUCUAAGCUUAUAAAGGAGUACUCCAUGCGAUCAAAGUCCCUCAACAGCUUAGCAAAUCUGCACAUCUAGAUCCUGCAUCUGCUUCUGGGAAUCAUAAAACAUUUGAAAUUGAAUGGUGCAAGGGAGAUGAUAUAGUAGCGAAUGAAUCCCCCUAUAAAAGAUGUUUGAAUGAUCAUUCUGCAUAAUAAAGGAGACAGAAAUGAAUCCCCCGAUCGUAGUAGUAUCUAACUAUCUAUGUUGGUAACUAGUAACGUAGGAAAAAAGAAAGAGUCAAACCGGUAGCCCCCUAGUCAUGAAAUCGUUAUCCUGAUAUCCUAGGUAGCAUCUACGAGACUUUCAAACACUACUUGUGAUGGGAGAAGAAGAUCUGUCCGAAGCCAAGAUUAAAUUAUUGAUGAUGUAUAAGGUAAUCAACUUAGCAUUAUGGCAAAUAAAAAAGAUGAAUGAGAAUUCUUGCCUAGCCUACCAUAUUGAAGAA
Messenger RNA from Theobroma cacao (cacao), 5364 nucleotides. Its product is annotated as putative ABC transporter C family member 15. Lineage: Eukaryota; Viridiplantae; Streptophyta; Magnoliopsida; Malvales; Malvaceae. Gene Ontology annotation, molecular function: ABC-type transporter activity; ATP hydrolysis activity; ATP binding. The record is from RefSeq and is a predicted model, not a curated record. Gene Ontology annotation, biological process: transmembrane transport. Gene Ontology annotation, cellular component: membrane.